Monopterus albus (swamp eel) is the source of this 2890-nucleotide messenger RNA. Its product is annotated as RNA-binding protein 5-B-like. Gene Ontology annotation, cellular component: nucleus. Gene Ontology annotation, biological process: mRNA splicing, via spliceosome. Gene Ontology annotation, molecular function: RNA binding. Bases 105 to 2612 code for a protein of 835 amino acids. The record is from RefSeq and is a predicted model, not a curated record. NCBI's taxonomy places the organism in Eukaryota, Metazoa, Chordata, Actinopteri, Synbranchiformes, Synbranchidae. The transcript has 25 exons.
AAAAAAAAAAAUCAAAUUCUCAGCUUGUGAUCUGGUCAUCAGUUGUUGUAAGCUGUUUUGUGGACAAGGUUCCUUCAUCAAACGUGUGUCUGCCACACGAAUCCAUGGGGACUGAUAAAGGGCUCAGUCGUGGUGAACGAAGUGGAAGAUAUGGUUCUGAAGGGAGAAAAGAUUACCCUGAAUGGCUUGAAACACCAAACAGAGAUGUAGAGCCGGAUUAUGAUCGACGAUGGGGUGAUGAUAGACACAGAGAGCGCUUUGAUGAACGCAGAGACAGUCCAGAGAGGGGCCGAAAACGACGCUGCAGCGACAGAACUGAUGAUGAGUACGAUGGGGAGAAUCCAGACCAGGACUACAAAAUGGAACAGGAGGAGGAGGAGGAGAGCAAGACUAUUAUGCUAAGGAGUCUCCCUUUUCAUGCCACAGAGGAAGAUAUUCGCUUAGCAUUUGAGCAGCUGCAGGGACCCCAGCCUGUGGACAUCCGCUUGAUGACGAAAAGGGCAGGUAUAAGCCGAGGUUUCGCCUUCGUGGAGUUUUAUCACUUGCAAGAUUCUACCCGAUGGAUGGAGACCAAUCAGAACAAGCUGGUUAUCAAGGGGAAAAGCAUCCCAGUGCACUACAGCAACAGGAAGCAGAAGUUUGAAAACUGGCUUUGCAAUGCUUGUGGUCUGUACAACUUUCGGAAGAGGCUGAAGUGUUUCAGGUGUGGAGCAGCAAAAGUUGAAGGAGAGUCUCCUGCAGUAAGUGGUUUAAAUGUAGAGUCUCAACAGCCAGGGGAUUACAAUGGAGACACAAUCAUUUUGAGGAACAUUGCCCCCCUUUCAACCGUUGAUGGAAUUUUGAACAUAUUGGCACCGUAUGCCAACCUGUCCAUGACCAACGUCCGCCUCAUCAAAGACAAACAAACAGGACAGAAUAGGGGCUUUGCCUUUGUUCAACUCUCAUCUUUCUUGGAGGCGUCUCAGCUCCUCACCAUCCUCCAGAGUUUGCAGCCACCUCUAAAACUGGAUGGAAAAACAAUCGGUGUGGAUUAUGCCAAGAGCGCCAGGAAAGACUCAGCGCAGCUUGAUGGGAUCCGAGCCAGUGUGCUCUCUGUUGCCAGCACAGCUAUUGCUGCUGCUCAGUGGUCCUCCAGCCAGUUACAACAAGCUUCACUUGCCACCUCUGAGCACGUCACUCUUCCAGAGGGUUAUGCUCUGCAGACACAGAAUUAUCAAGUGUGGCAGCAGCCUGAAGGAUUGGUUCCCAUCAUUGGAGAUGGAUUACUUGGAGCUGCUCCAGGAAUUAAGACUUUGAUACCUGCGGCCACUGGUGUGGUCAUAUCUCAGGCGCCUCAGGUUUACCAGCCAGUCAUCAUCAGCCAGCCUGCCACACAGUCACAACAACCAGCCAGGUCAGUUGAUGCAGUACAGCAGGCUGCUAGCGUUUGCACCACGUCACUGGAAACACCUGCUGCUUCUACUGUUGCAACUAUGGCUUGUGCCACCCCGGCUGCUAACACAACGGUUGUCCCUGACACCUCCACCUAUCAGUAUGAUGAGUCUUCAGGUUACUAUUAUGAUCCACAGACCAGCAUGUACUAUGAUCCCAGCAGCCAAUAUUACUACAACUCAGAGACUCAGCAGUAUGUCUACUGGGACAGUGAGAAGCAGACGUACGUCCCUGUGGCGGCAAACACAGUGUCCACAGCUAACACAACAGCGGGUUCCUCAGCUACGGUGACCACAAGCAGUAAAGAGAAAAAGGACAAGCCCAAAAAUAAGUCUGCACAGCAGAUCGCAAAGGACAUGGAGCGCUGGGCAAAAAGCUUAAACAAGCAAAAAGAAAGUUUUAAAAGCAGUUUCCAAGGCUUUACAGCACCCAGAGAGGAGGACAAGAAAGAGUCUGCAGCUGCUGAUGCAGCUUUCUCCCUCUUUGAGAAGAAGCAAAUAGGAGGCUUUGAGAUGUCGUCUCUAGUGACCGAACAGUUCAGGAUCACAGAGCAGGAGACUUCAGCUAAGAGCGGUAUGGUUGCUGCUUACAACGGGGACAGUGACCCAGAGGAAGGCGGCUCAUAUCGAGCACCGGACGAGGAAGGAAAAAUCACAGACUGGAAGAAGAUGGUGUGUCUGCUGUGUCGACGGCAGUUCCCCACCAAAGAGGCUCUGCUGCGUCACCAGCAGCUCUCUGACCUCCACAAGCAAAAUUUGGAAAUUCAGAGAAGGUCAAGGCUUUCUGAAGCUGAGCUGGAGGAGCUGGAGAGGAAGGAAACCGAGCUGAAAUACAGAGACAGAGCUGCAGAGAGAAGGGAGAAGUAUGGCGUUCCUGAGCCCCCAGCCCUGAAAAAGAAAUGUUAUCAACCUCCAUCCCCAGCAGUAAACUACGAACAGCCCACCAAAGACGGCCUGACAAGUGAUAAUAUCGGAAGCAAAAUGUUGCAGGCCAUGGGCUGGCAGGAGGGCAAAGGUCUGGGGCGCCACCAGCAAGGCAUCACUGCUCCCAUCUCGGCGUCAUUAAGGAUCAAGGGCACAGGCUUGGGUAUUAAAGGCAGCUCAUAUGAGCUCUCAGCAGCCGACACCUACAAGGACGCUGUCCGUAAGGCCAUGUUUGCCCGCUUCACUGAGUUGGAGUAAACUGGACGCAGAGAAAAGUAAAGACACUGAAAUGUUCAUGGCCAAAUGAUCUGUGACAAGAAAGGAAUUUUUUUUUUUUUCCCUGCACAGAUUUUUUUUUCUUGUAUAUAAAAUUUGUUUUAAAUUGCUAUAUAAUUUGUCAUCAAAAAUAUGUUGUCACUUGAAUCAGUGUGUACAUUCUGUAAAGUGUUUGUACAUUAAAUAAUGUAGAAAUGGGGAGGUCCUCUGUUUCUGUAGAGUCCAAAAGAAUCGGUGUGAUAAUUAAACCCAACCUUUGC